GAGAGAGAGAGAGAGAGAGAGAGAGGGACGUACGACAAGGAGGUAACUCCAUUUCCGGUUUUUCCAAGUGAACGUGUAACGCACACACGCAUACACAAGCAGUACACGGUAAACAAGCUACAAAAGAGUCAAACGAUAGAAAGAUCAUCUAUUUUCUCAAGUUGUUCCUCGAUCGGACGCGGGUGCGUGGCGCGGCACGACGAAAGAAGAGGACGAGACGAGAGUUUAAAACGCGAGAAAGAUCAGUAGAGAGAUCGGGAGGCGAGAGCUACGAGAGAUCGUGUGAAAAGAUCGCGUCGGCUGCCAUACGGGACGGAUAUCGCAAUAUAUUUUAAGUUCUCUCUGUACUGUGUGACCCUUACAUUAUUUUGUCCCCCCGAUGGGGACGGGUUCGGUGUUGUAACUUAGGAUAUAAGAAGACUAAAAAAAGAGCUCCGGAGCGCACAACAAAAAGGGAGAGCAAAGGGUGGGAUUGGCAUUCCGGAAGGAAGAAGAUUAAGAAGAAAAAGAAGAAGAAGACAACGAUUGAGAGGAGAGGAAGAGUGUGUGGUUGUGAGAAAGACUGAAAAUCUAUCGGAAAACCGUUCACGAAGGAAAGGGUUGGGUCUGAGGUGGCGUAGACAAGGCGGAGUAGGAAAGAGAAGAAAAAGAGGAAAACGACUGGAGGAAGAAACGUUCGCGAGAGAAGGAUGGCUCCGGGCGUCGCGUAGAGAAACAAUGGAGUUCCACUUUUUUAUACUAGCUGAAGAACCUAAGAAAAAAGCGUGAGAGGGAGAGAAAGAGAGAAAGAGUGAGCGCGCGCGAGAGAAAAAGCGAAAGAGAGAGAAUCAAGGAGAAUACACACGACGCGGGGCGGAAGAUCGAUCCCGUCCGUAUUUCCGCGUGCACCUCCACGUGUGUCCUUCGUUCGGUGCGGCGAAACCGCGAGAGAGGUGAAGCUCGAUCUCCGCCUCGAUCCCUUUCGCGCGAGCCCUCGUUCCCGCAAGCCGAGGAAAUCGGGAGGACACGUCGGGGGGAGGGAGGAGACCAGGAAAACGGAAGCGACGGAAGCCGAGGGACCGUUGGGAGCACGCUCGUGACACACUCGUGACACAAUCGAUCGAUCGUGACAUCCGGUUCCGUUCCGCCGAAAUAAGACACGAUCACGGCUCGCGUGCACGCUCCUCCGGAGGAUAUGUCCUGCCGUUCCAGAGGGAGUCCUCGUCAUCCGGGAGCGCAACCCUCACGCUGCGUACAACGCCAAUCCGAGUGCCGUCCCUGCGUCCUGGAGCCGGCUGCAGCUGGCAAGCUGUCCUGACGAAAAUCGGGCCACCAUCGCCGCCUCCUCCUGCUCAGCUCGUCCCGUUCGACGAGCGACGACGCGAUCGUCCAGCGAGAACGACGACGCAAUCAACAACGGCAGAUAGCCGUGUCAUCAGGUACGCGAUCAUCGUCCAAGCGCGCGGGCCCGCCGAGAAAAAGGAAGGUCCUGGGGAUGCCCGCCAGGGCCCAGCCGCGCAACCGAGUCGUCUACGCUCAAGGACGAUGACGAUCGGCCGCGAUCGGUAAGAUUCAGGCAGCGCGAGCUCGCGCGACCACCACCGCGGAGAUGGCGGGCUACAAUCACUCGAAUCCACAACGUGUCGUCUACCACGCGACCUACCCGACGCCCCUCGCUCCAAACGGCGACCCGAUCAAGCUCCCGGAAAAUCUGGAGACCCUGCCGCGGGCCGAGCACUUUCCAACUCAGAGGCAUCGAUGGAACACCAACGAGGAAAUCGCCGCGAUCCUGAUCAGUUUUCAGAGGCACGCCGAAUGGCAGAGUCGGGAGGUAAAAGUACGACCACGAAGUGGUUCGAUGUUACUGUACUCGAGGAAGAAGGUACGCUACCGGCGGGACGGUUACUGCUGGAAGAAAAGAAAAGAUGGAAAGACUACACGGGAGGAUCACAUGAAACUGAAGGUUCAGGGAGUCGAGUGCAUCUAUGGCUGUUACGUGCACUCGGCGAUCCUGCCGACGUUUCAUCGCCGGUGUUACUGGCUACUGCAGAACCCGGACGUAGUCCUCGUCCACUAUCUGAACGUUCCUUAUCCGGACGGCGAUGCGAAGCUGGCCGCCCUGCCGCCCUGUCUCGCAUUGCCGCCAGACAAGAAGGAGUGGACGCGGGACGAGUUGGCGUCGCAAUUAAGGCCCAUGUUCCUCGGCGGGGAUGACGACCCGAACAAUCCUCAUCUCACGCAGCACUCGAGCCAUCCCGUCGACAUGAUAGUCUCUCAAUUGCUCGACAGGCAGAGGGCAUCCUCCACCUCCUCCACCAGCAAUACUCAACUCGCACCUAGGAGACUUACGCCCGACAAUCAGGUCUCUUCGACAACGGGAGGUCAGCAACCGUCGACGACAGCUGCUCCCGCCCCCCGCGUGUACUCAAGACAUUCACAUUCCACUCAGAGUCAACAGCCGGCUCCUCUAGUUUUAAGUUUGCAACAAAUCCAAGGCGGAGGUGGUCUUCUGAUACUUAACAGUCAACCAUAUCAUCACCAGCAGCAGCAGCAGCAGCAACAGCAGCAGCAGCAGCAGCCGCAGCAGCAGCCGCAACAACAGUCGCAACAGCCGCAGUCGCAGCAGCCGCAGCAACAUCAACAGCAGCAGCAGCAACAGCAGCAGCAAAAUCAGCAGGUGGAGAUGCAACAGGUCGCGGAACAGCAAAUCGUGCCGCAGACCAGCGUCGAUAGGGAACAGCAGACGCAGCAGGAGAUCGACGCGCAGGAGAACAUGGAAAGGUCAGGCGUGCAGUCUCUGCCGAUCGGCGGUUCUGGCACCGAGGUCACCGAUUUCGCGGAGACGCUGGAUCUGAGCCAGGAGGACAUCCAGAGAACGCUCUCGGCCAAUAUGGUGCCACCGUCGCCGUCGCCCUCGCCGGCAGACAACAGCAUGAUCAAUCCGAUGGACUUCAUCGACUCGUCGGACGACGUGCUGGUCAAUCUGGACGCAUUCGACGUAUUCGGCGACCUGCCGGAGCUGCACGACUUCGAGGCCGAUCAGGCGAAGCACGAAGAGCGGGGUGGUCCCGAGAACGACGUCGGAUGUCAUCCUGGUACAACCGUCCAUAUUGCAGAGUAUAGUCCUGAGUGGAGUUACACCGAAGGCGGUGUAAAGGUAUUAGUCGCCGGUCCAUGGACCGGUGGUAGUGGUUCCCAAUCGUACUCGGUGCUUUUCGACGCGGAACCGGUCGAAGCGUGCCUCGUGCAGCCGGGUGUGCUGCGUUGCCGGUGUCCUGCGCACGCACCGGGGAUAGCGUCCCUCCAGGUGGCUUGCGACGGUUUCGUCGUGUCCGAUAGCGUAGCCUUCGAGUACCGUAGAGCGCCGACGAGCGAACCCAGCCCAGAGAAGGCCCUGUUGGACCGUCUUGCGGACGUCGAGGCGCGUCUGCAAGGACCAGGUCCGCCGUCUCCCGCGGCUCAUCUGGAAGAGCGACUGGUUGCUUAUUGCCAGGAUGCUGUUGUCCGUCCUUGGCGAGCUGGAGCGGAACCUCUUCAAUCCGGCGGGCCUACCCUCCUGCACCUGGCGGCCGGAUUGGGAUACUCCAGGUUAGCCUGCGCACUCCUUCACUGGAGGGCGGAAAAUCCUAGUAGCGUUUUGGACGCCGAGGUCGAUGCUCUUAGGCAAGAUAGCGCCGGUCUCACGCCGCUCGCGUGGGCUUGCGCGGCGGGACACGCCGACACCGCCAGGAUUCUUUACAGAUGGAACGCAAUGGCGCUUCGCGUGAGGGACUGUCAGAACCGAACAGCGACCGAGCUGGCCGCGGAUAACGGCCACACGGCGAUCGCCGAGGAACUCAAUCAGCUCGAAGCCCGCAGGCAAGACGAGAGGCUUUUCUUGCGACCCGCCAGCCCUAGUCCUAGGAGGCCCUCUCAAGACAGCGGUCUCGAUCUGGCGUUGUGUGGCUCGCCGCUGCUGGACAACAUGGAGUUGUUGCAAGAGGAUGAGUCGUCGUUAGGCCUCAGCGAACAGGGAAUGGAGAGCGCUCCGACCCCUCAGGAGACCGUAGGGGAGGAAGACGCGAGGGUGCUGACAUUGGCGGAGCAGAUUAUAGCGGCGCUACCGGAAAGGAUCAAGAGGGCGGAAGGUGACUCUCCGUCUUCCACUUCGCCACCGCCUCCGGCGGCGCCUCUGUCACCCUUGGAGGAUGCUUUAAUGGAACAAAUGCCCCUCGACUCUGGAGAAUUGUUCGACUCGUACCGCGACUGCAGCGGGGGAGCGGCGUCGGUUUCGGACGCCGACGCCGAGGCCAGUCCCUCGAGUCCGUCGAGUAGUUGCCUGACUCCGGAUUCGCCGUCCCCGCCGCCCACCACCGCCGACUUCUGCGAGUUCCUGCAGCUGCAGCUGCAGCUGGACGGCGGCAACGGCCACAACGGGCAGUACUACUCGACGAACGGCUGCGGCGAACGCAAGCUCAACGGCAUGAUCGGCAUCUCGGGGGCGAUGGCCACUGCCGGCAACGGCGACGGCAACGAGGCCGACCUCAGUAGACUGACAUUGUCCGAUCGCGAACAGCGGGAGCUUUAUCACGCCGCCCGGAUGAUCCAGAAGGCGUAUCGAAGCUACAAGGGUCGUCAGAGGCAGGAGGAGGCCGAGAGGCACGCCGCCGUUCUCAUCCAACAAUACUAUCGCCGUCACAAGCAGUACGCUUAUCACAGACAAGCUACGAAGGCGGCCCUGGUGAUCCAGAACAACUAUCGGAAUUACCGCGCGCGGCCAGGCUCGGCCGGCACUCGGCAGCAGACGGUCCAUCAGCAGGCGGCCCACCAGGCGGCGCGGAAGAUCCAGCAGUUCAUGCGCCAGUCCAAGAUCAAACUGCAGAACGCCAAGGCCGUCGCAAACGGGAGCGGGAGGCAGCCAGCGGUCACUUCGCGGGUGGCUGCUGUCCCCCAAAGCUCGCCCUCAUCUAGCCCAGGGGCCAGCCUAGUAGCCGCCAACCCGGAGGUCACCUAGUCGACUGCCAGUCCAACGGCACGCGGAGCGGCGACGACGGUUCGCUAGUUAAGUAGACGACGACGGUAGCCGCGUGGUGGCCGUGAAAUAAGGAGGAGGAGAAGCGCACGGAUGCGCUCCGAAAAAUCCGAGAAGCCGUCGCGACGCUCUUCCCAGACGGAGGGAGAGUUUCACCUGACCCCGCGACCUCGACGAGGUCGUUGGCGACAGCAGCAGCAGCAGCAACAACUACUACGGGAAAGGGUACCAGACGUACGACACGGAUCACACGCUUCGUCUCUGAUUUGCGUACCCGGUUGUUGACCUACCUUUUCAAGUCUCUUAUCAUAGUUUCAACCUUUUGUCCCUUACACACACAAGCACACACGUACACACGACACACCACAUACGCUGAGUUAACACUGCUCGUGCACACAGCGCGGAUUUCAUCUUCGAUCGCUCGUUCGUUCCGCUUGUACCUUACUCUACCUACUAUUCGCGCGUUUCCGCAUCCCGUUGACGCGAGCGAUCGAUACGAACGAGCAUAGUGGGAUCAGUGGGACGGAUAUCUGUCCCAUCUGUAGGCUCAGGUCGACGGCGGUGUGCACUCGAGGUGGCUACUUGGGCGAAGAUUAGCGAUGAAGCGCCAAGUCGAUCGACUCGAGGCAUGCUUGUAGAAUACACACACACAAAACACACAUACACACACGGUUUUAUCUUCCGCUUUCUACGAUAUGUACGCGAUCGUAAGGUAACACGUAGCGCGCGAGUCACCGCGCGAAAAGCGCGGAUCCGCUUUCCCCGGCACGUACGUUAUUUCUUCGGUACUUACGUACGACUCUACUUGCGACGCAGCAUCGAAGUCGAUGAGUCGUUGCUCGCGAUACUUCACUCGCAUCUUCUCGUGUGCAUCGAGCUGAAUCGCACAAAAAAAAUAAAACGUUGUCGCUUUCGUAGGUAGAUAGAUAGAUUAGGGUAGGUAGGUAGGGUAGGUAAGUAGGCUCGGGUAGCUCGCGGUGGCUUCGUCGCCUGCGAGCGAAUUUCCGCAGUUCCGUAGAGAUCUCUCUCGUAAACUGAACUACUAUUUCUUCGGCACGAGGCUCUUCGUAGGCGUGUUUCUCCUUUGAUGACACCGGUCGACGGGUCGUAUCUUUUCUCCUUCAUUCUUUUCGACGCAAAGAACGCCGAAAUUGACCGCGUGUGCGCGCGAGUGCAAACCCGAAAGUGAAGACGAGUCGAACGUCGCACGUUCGCGAUUGAAAAUCCGCGUGAUGAACGACGAUGACGGUUCUCGGCCCGUGUUUCGCGGCGAAUGACAUUCGAGACGCAACGGCGACGUCGGUCGAGGCUUUCUUUGUCCGAGAAAUCUCGUUGACUGGUGUCAUUGGCAUUCUACCGAUCGCGCAUUGAUACACAGUUUUGCCAUUUCCCGUGCAGAAGGGUGUAUUCGUGUACAACAACUGUGUUACAUUUCUUUCUCCGAUACGAGUGGCCGGCACUCACUGAUUACACGUACACGUACACGUACACCACGUAAUUCUCACUUGCAUAGGGAACAGCCGAUACUUUCCAUUCUUCCUUAACGAUAAAUACGUUCGUCGAUUUUCGCUGCCGAGUUCGCCGUAUAGUCGGCUCAGACUGCAGCAGCAACAACAACGUCAACGUCUCGGCGCGGUUCUUGUCUCCGGCGGGAGAGAGAGAGUACGAAAGGCGCUUAUCUUAAGUUCACGCGCGAAUCCGAGCUUGAACGUUUACCGGACGUGUUUCGUACUUUACAUUCGCGUGUCAGGGCCCGCCAGGAGAGCCAGCUGACGUCGAUUGGCGUCGAGUAUAAGGGAGGAACGCGCGCGAAUUCGGAGCGAAUACGUGAGAUCGAAGACUCCGAGAGAGCUGGCGCUGGGUCACGUUUCGCGACGAACGGAUCAGGACAGGUCUGGAGAACGACGUGCGAGAAAAGAUGAGCGCUCGGCACGAAUCGGGAUGCGAGAUUAGACUUGGUACUUCUCGAGAUUAGCUUCUGAUUUCCGAUCGGUAUUAUUGUCCACGUCCAUUUUUUAUAUUUUUUACAAGAGGCGUGCAUUAGAGAUUAAAUUUAAGUAACUCGCGUGAGCUGGACGCGCGUUCCUAUCGUUCAGCGUGAGAGAAAGUGAGAAUGUGAGAGAGAGAGAGAGAGAGAGAGAGAGAGGAUGAGAAAAAAAGAGAGGUAGGGAGGGAAAAAGAGGCGAAAAAUGAAGGAAAGAGCACCGACCGACUGGUAACGCAGCGUCGUGAAUCUAUUUGUACAUACGUAUUUAGGUGCGAAACGUACUUGACGUUCAUCACGUAGCGGAAACGGUCUCUUCCAUGCGCGGGAAUUCGUUUCGUUCGAACGGAAACCGGGAAUAGGGAAGAUGGGAGGGGCUACAUGUCAAUCUUUGAGAAUUUUAGAGAAAGAGCGAGUAAGAGAGAGCAAAGAGGCGGGGAAAAGAGGGGUGAUGAGAACGAGAGUGACGGGAGGCAAAGAGAGAACAGCAGUUUUUACGUGAACGAGGUAGCUACUAGAAGCGAAAGACUGGAGGGACGAGAAUCGAGAGCGACGAGAGGAAACAAAAGAGAGGAUGAACGACAAAAUGAAAAAAAAGAAGCAGAGAGAAAUAAUAAGAGAAACAGGCCCUUCGUCCAAAGGGCGCAACUUCAUCCACGGGCUGUGCUAGUCACAGUAUAAUCAACUUCGUAGAGUUACUUCUAGAACGUAAGGCUAGUCGAUUACACAUUGUUACAAAAAACUACCUACCGUUUCUCUCUCCGAUAGGGGAUUUUUUUAAAGGUUCUCUAGCGUAAAA
Molecule: messenger RNA, 7773 nt
Organism: Dinoponera quadriceps
Lineage: Eukaryota; Metazoa; Arthropoda; Insecta; Hymenoptera; Formicidae
Gene: Camta
Product: calmodulin-binding transcription activator 2
Exons: 13
Coding region: 1589-4972 (1127 amino acids)
Biological process (GO): regulation of transcription by RNA polymerase II
Cellular component (GO): nucleus
Molecular function (GO): protein binding; double-stranded DNA binding; transcription coregulator activity
Source: RefSeq, a predicted model, not a curated record